AUGUCUCUCGAAGUGUUUCACUUGCAUCUGUCUCAAUCCGAGAGACUUUUGUGGUUGUUGGAGGAACUGCAAAUCCCUUACAAGUUGACUGUUUUUGAGAGAGACCCCAAGACUGGGCUGGGGCCCAAAGGUCUCAAGGACAUCAACCCUGCCGGCACCGCACCGUACUUCCGCGACACCACCGUCUCACCGCCAGUCGAGAUAUCGGAAUCAGGUGCCACCGUUGAAUACAUCCUAAGCGUCCAUGCACAGCCCAAGAUCGGCUCUGGAGCUCCUAGACUGCGCCGAUCCCCCGAGGACCAGGAGUUCGCCGCAUACCUCGAAUGGCUACACUUUGCCAACGGUACCCUGCAGCCUGCCAUUACUCGAGGCAUGACCCUCUUGUUCGCCGGUGCUCAUGGUACCGCCAUUUGGAAGUCCGUGCACGAAAAGAUUCAUAGCAUUCUGAAGCUGGUGGACGAUCGGCUGGCGAAUCACAAGUGGCUGGCUGGAGAGAACCUCAGCGCUGCCGAUAUUAUGACGGUCUUCAGUCUUACUACCAUGCGUGGAUUCUACCCCGUGCUGGACCUAUCGCAACACAAGAACAUCCUCAGGUAUUUGAAGGAUGUUGCCGAUCGUCCAGCUUAUCGCGAAGCAUUGAAGAAGGGCGAUAAGGGAAUGGAGCCAUUGAUCGGACCCAAGGUUGAUGGCUUUACGCAAUUUGAGUCAUUUGGUGGGCUAUUCAAGUCAUUGAGCGAAUAA
Messenger RNA from Colletotrichum truncatum, 741 nucleotides. RefSeq names its product putative glutathione s-transferase. Lineage: Eukaryota; Fungi; Ascomycota; Sordariomycetes; Glomerellales; Glomerellaceae. The record is from RefSeq and is a predicted model, not a curated record.